This is a messenger RNA of Ctenocephalides felis (cat flea), 1530 nucleotides long. RefSeq names its product puromycin-sensitive aminopeptidase-like. Gene Ontology annotation, molecular function: metalloaminopeptidase activity; peptide binding; zinc ion binding. Gene Ontology annotation, biological process: peptide catabolic process. Gene Ontology annotation, cellular component: cytoplasm. Bases 1 to 1530 code for a protein of 509 amino acids. Lineage: Eukaryota; Metazoa; Arthropoda; Insecta; Siphonaptera; Pulicidae. The record is from RefSeq and is a predicted model, not a curated record. The transcript is spliced from 11 exons.
AUGGCAGCCUGGAUAAACCAAGCUGGUUAUCCGAUAUUAAUGGUCGAAGAAAAGGAACCCGAAGAAGAAGGCAGUCGAGUGUUUGAAUUGUCCCAGGAACGAUUUUUGAUCGAUGGAACCAAAGACGACUCCAAACCUUUAUGGUUCAUACCGAUUUCGGUUGUCACUUCACGGGCACCAGAAGAGCCCGAGUUUCUCACAAUUAUGGACACCAGAGUGGUGCCAGUCCUGGUGCCGAAUUGUGGCUGCAAAGAUUGGGUAAAAUUCAACCCCAGCAACCGAGAUUUUUAUCGUGUUCAUUAUCCACAAUAUAUGAUCGAAGCAUUUAUUCCGGCGAUCAAAGACAGGUCCAUGGAUGCACCGGACAGGGUGCACAUUUUAAACGACAUGUUUGCCAUCGCAAAAGCUGGGAGGAUCGAUAUUGGUGAUGUUUUGCGUCUAAUGGAGGUCUACAUGCACGAUGAUGAGUAUUCUGUUUGGUGUUGUGUCAACAACUGCAUAGAACAAUUUUUGGCUUUGACCCAACAUACGAAUUAUCACGAGAGGUUCAAGGAGUUUUGCAAAGCUCUCUUCUCAACUAUGAAUGCUAUAGCAUCCACGUCAAGUAUUGAGCUUCUAUUUUACGCCAAGUGCUUGUCCGAGAUUCGUCACAAAAUGAAAUGGGAUCCCGACGAAACCGAGGAAGAAGAGUCGCAAGCCACAGGUCUUCUUAGGUCAUUGGUCAUAACUCGACUUAUUCAAUUGGGCGAUGAAAAACUCAUCAAACAGGCAAAGAAAAAGUUCCAGGAAAAACAGAGAGGAACAAGCGUGAAUGUAAAUCUGGACUUAACACUUCCGAUGUAUCUUGCCGUCAUGUCCGACGCCGACGACGACGUGUUCGACAGAUUGGUUAAUUUGUAUCGAAAGGAAAAAGACCCAGCUGAACGAACUAAAAUACUUGUGGCGAUGGGAAAUUCCUCUUGUGAGGAUAUGUUGCAAAGGGCUUUGGAUUUCAGUUUUACAGACGAUAUCAGGACACCGGACAAGGUCUACAUUUGGCAAAGCGUUUCCCAAACACAGGCAACAAUAAGUGUCCAAUUUUCAGAUAAAUCUAUAUAUCAAUCUUCGUAUAAAAUUGAUAAUUCACCUUUGUAUGAAAUUGAUAUUUCACCUUUGUGCGUUUUGGAGGUGGGCCGUACAUUAGCAUGGAAAGUAUUCAAGGAAAACUUUGAAAAAUUGAAACAGAUUUUCGGUGCAGGUACAAGUAUGCACGAAAUCAUUAUUGCAAUUUGUGCAGGAUUCUCCUGCCCAAAUAAGAUUGAGAAGUUCUUCCAGGACAAUGAUAUUCCUGGCAUAAAGGCUACUUUAGACCAGGCCUUUGAGAAAAUCCAAAUCACUUCGGAAUGGUUGCACAGGGACUACAAGAACAUCGAAGAGUUCUUAGACCAAUUAAAGAUCUGUUCCUGCCAAACAAAACAAGGCGAACCAGGAGUCUGCACUUGCGAAUUCGACAGCGAAGACUUCAAAUGUUCUUGCAAACCAGAAAUUUAA